GGGUGUGUACACAACGCCCAAGCAGGAGCAGGGGUGAGGGGAGACUGAGGGAGCGAGAGAGCGAUGGAGUCUCUUGACAAUGCCCUCAUCAGUAGUUCCAAGGGGCAGCACCCCCUGCUCUCUGAAGGCAUGUUCUUUGAUGAACUCUACCCAGAGUCCAAGCACUCCCUGCGGAUGGACCAGGUGACUUGCAAUUUGUCCAACGACUCUAGCAAAAAGAGGCUGAUGGAGGACACACAGGACUGGCAACCUCGCACUGGCACCACCCAGUCCCGGUCCUUCCGAAUGCUUGCCCAGCUCACAGGCACCGAGUUCAUGCAGGAUCCUGAUGAUGAGAACCUAAAAAGGUCCCGGGAAAAGUUCCUCACAGAAAUCAAGAGCCCGCGUUAUGCCCGGCUGCGUGACUGGCACCACGAGCGCUCUGCCCGCUCCCUCAAUAUCUAAACCCGAGCGCCGCGCAUUGACAACCACAGAACAAAAACACGUCAAACACAAUUCAUUAAAAAAAAAAAAAUAACACAGUCAGAACCGGGAGAGGAUUGCAGUUUCACUCUGGCCUAGCUCCCCAGACUAAGCAGACACCUGAAUACUGAGCCCAACGACAGAUACUCCUGAACAAGAGCAAGGAAAUGUAAUGAAUUCGCUUGUCAAGUAGCUCUGCAUCCCAGUGUAACGCACACCUGUGAGGAGUGCUGUAGCGCAGUAAGCUGUAAUAAAGAGAGAGCUUUUUAUGUGUGUGUUUUUCUCUUCUGAUUUUCCUCUGGACACCUUUUGAAUGACACUACCUGUUUUCACUCUCUGUAUACUAAACAGUUUCGUUUUUAUGUUUUCAUUUGCUGGUCUUUCAUCCUUGUGUUCUCCUUUUGGAAGACUAACUUGGUUUUUGAUGCUCUUUUCUGUAUUUACAAAUACAUGAACUAUUCACAAAA
Molecule: messenger RNA, 929 nt
Organism: Acipenser ruthenus (sterlet)
Lineage: Eukaryota; Metazoa; Chordata; Actinopteri; Acipenseriformes; Acipenseridae
Product: PDZ and LIM domain protein 7-like
Exons: 6
Coding region: 64-444 (126 amino acids)
Source: RefSeq, a predicted model, not a curated record